This is a messenger RNA of Coregonus clupeaformis (lake whitefish), 2502 nucleotides long. RefSeq names its product solute carrier family 13 member 1-like. Gene Ontology annotation, cellular component: membrane. Lineage: Eukaryota; Metazoa; Chordata; Actinopteri; Salmoniformes; Salmonidae. Gene Ontology annotation, biological process: monoatomic anion transmembrane transport. Gene Ontology annotation, molecular function: sodium:sulfate symporter activity. The record is from RefSeq and is a predicted model, not a curated record. The transcript is spliced from 14 exons. Bases 1 to 1779 code for a protein of 592 amino acids.
AUGACUAAGCUGUUUGACAUGAUGAAGAGGUUUCUGAGAGUUGUCUGGAAUUACCACAAUCUCCUCAUCAUCAUCCUCACCCCUCUGCUGCUGCUGCCUCUUCCACUGGUCAUCCAAGGAAAGGUGUCAGAAUGUUCGUUCGUACUGUGUGUCAUGGCAGUGUACUGGCUGACAGAAGCCCUGCCGCUGGCAGCCACAGCUCUACUCCCAGCCUUGCUCUUCCCUCUCUUUGGCAUCAUGAAGUCCUCUCAGGUGGCUGGGGUGUACUUCAAAGACUUUCACCUGCUGUUGAUUGGGGUCAUCUGCCUGGCAACGUCUAUAGAGAAGUGGGGUCUCCACCGGAGGAUAUCACUGAGGCUGGUCUCUCUGGUCGGUGUCAAUCCUGGAUGGCUAAUGUUGGGCUUCAUGAACAGCUGUGCCUUCCUCUCCAUGUGGGUCCAAAACACAUCCGCCGUUGCCAUGGUGAUGCCCAUCGUUGAGGCAAUCAUUCAGCAGAUCUUGAAUGCAGAGGGAGAAGGUGAGCAGCGCCAGCGAGCAAUGACAGGCACCAGCAACCUUGGCCUAGAACUGGAAGAGCAAAUAAGGAAUCAGAUGAAACGGAGUACACUACUCCAGAGGAAGCACCCUCUCAGACCAAUGUACGUUGUACAGGCGAUUGGGCAAAAGAUAGAGGGGCGCUACCGGACUAAGAGAGAACACAUGAUGUGCAAGGGGCUGUGCCUAAGCAUCGCAUACGCUUCCUCUAUAGGAGGGAUUUCCACCCUGACUGGGACCUCCCCCAAUCUCAUCUUUUCAGAGUACAUCCAUCAGUUUUACCCAGAAUGCACCUCCGUAAACUUUGGAAACUGGAUCGUCUUGUGUCUGCCAAUCAGCAUCAUUGCUUUGCUGUUGUCAUGGAUAUGGCUGCACUGGAUGUUCAUCGGCUCAGACUUCAGGGUGCUGUUCCGUCCUAGUGGAGAGCGCUCCGAGAGAGAGACUGCAACAGCCAGGGUCAUAGAGGAGGACUACAACAAGCUGGGGCCUACGAGUCCCCAGGAGGUUGUGACCGGGGUGAUGUUCAUCCUGAUGGUGGCGCUGUGGGUCUUCAGAGACCCUGGAUUUAUGCCAGGCUGGGCCUCAACCUUCCUCCCUCAAUAUGCGGGCUAUAUCAGUGACGCCACUGUGGCCCUACUGCUGGGGCUCGUGUUCUUCAUCAUGCCAGCACACAAGCCUUCUGCAGAUAAACACGGUAUCAAAUAUGAGGCCAUGAUCUCGUGGAAAGAGUUCCAGGCCUGUAUGCCAUGGGAAGUCACCCUACUUGUUGGUGGGGGCUUUGCACUUGCUGAGGGCACCCAGGUGUCUGGUCUGUCCUCCUGGGUGGCAAACCUGCUAUCUCCUAUGGGGAGCCUCCCCAUCAUAGCAACAGUCACCAUUGCCUGUGUCCUUGUCACCUCAGUCACAGAGCUGGCCAGCAAUGCAGCCACCAUCACCAUCUUCCUCCCCAUCCUUGCCCCUCUGGCCGAAACUAUCCGUGUGAACCCGCUCUACAUAUUGAUACCCACAACCCUCUGCACAUCCUUUGCCUUCCUGCUUCCCUCAUCCAACCCUUCCAAUGCCAUUGUGUUUGCCUAUGGCCACCUCACCACCAUGGAUAUGGUGAAGGCGGGGAUUGGUGUGAAUGUAAUCAGUGUCCUUGCAGUGUUAUUGGCUGUGACAACAUGGGGAAUUCCACUGUUUGACAUGGAUACCUACCCUGAUUGGGCACCUACUCCACCCACGUCAAACAUCACUGGAUGGUGAAGUCAGUCAGGAAAACACUAAAUACGGUGCCGUAGAGUGUUUGUCUAAUGCUGCGUUCAUGCACUCUUCAGAAGUUGGACACUGUACUAUCUGACAAGGAAAGUCAAGGUACAACCAUAUUACCACAAUGUUCCCCAAUUGAAUUUCCAACAUGGAAGCUGAUAAGUGAAGUUGGAUGGAGCUUUCCAGGAGAAAUUACAAAAUGUCCAAUAACAGAUGAUAACAGCAUUACUGUCAGGAAAAUACUUAAAAUGGUCAAUGGCAGAAUGUAUCCUUUAGUUGCACUCCUAAACCUCACCUCAAGCUCAGCCCCAACCAUCCUCCCUCUCGGGUUCUAUGUUAGGAUCCAUUCUAAUAGGGAGUUGGGGCUAAAGGUGAGGAUUCUUCAUGUGCCAGAAUGUUUAAUUUAUUGGACGUCUCACUGAUCCUUUAACAAAAUAGCAGGGGAGACCAUUUAGAAAGAAAUCAACUUCGGCAGGAAAUAUUUACAAUAAAUUAAUCGACAUGUAUCAUUGUUUUUGUAUAGGAAAUAUAAUUUUGUAUUAUGAAUACAGGACAUUGUUGCUCCAAGGACGAAUUGAUUUCAGUUCAUUUGUGCACAAUGUCUUUUAUUUUCAAUGCUGAAGCGUGACAGAGAUCAUGAGCUCCUGAUUACCCCAACGACAGAGCAAGGCAGUGAGAAGCUAUUUUUGACAACAAUAACAUGGAAUCCCAAUGCUCUGA